Messenger RNA from Camelus dromedarius (Arabian camel), 5263 nucleotides. It is a transcript of the gene SEMA6B, whose product is annotated as semaphorin 6B. Gene Ontology annotation, biological process: negative chemotaxis; axon guidance; neural crest cell migration. Gene Ontology annotation, cellular component: plasma membrane. NCBI's taxonomy places the organism in Eukaryota, Metazoa, Chordata, Mammalia, Artiodactyla, Camelidae. The transcript has 17 exons. The coding region runs from base 2134 to 4779 and encodes 881 amino acids. The record is from RefSeq and is a predicted model, not a curated record. Gene Ontology annotation, molecular function: chemorepellent activity; semaphorin receptor binding.
AGACAAGAUACAAUAAACCUCCUAAAAGAAAAUAUAGGCAAAACAUUAUCUGGCAUACAUCUCAAAAAUGCUGUCCUAGGGCAGUCUACCCAAGCAAUAGAAAUAAAAGCAAGAAUAAACAAAUGGGACCUAAUGACACUUACAAGCUUCUGCACAGCAAAGGAAACCAUAAGUAAACAAAACGACAACCUACGGAAUGGGAGAAAAUGUUUGCAAAUGAAACCGACAAAGGCUUGAUCUCCAGAAUAUAUAAGCAGCUCAUACGACUUAAUAAGAAAGAAACAAACAGCCCCAUCUAAAAAUGGGCAGAAGACCUAAACAAGCAAUUCUCCAAGGAAGACAUACAGAUAAUCAAUAGGCACAUGAAAAAAUGCUCAAUAUCACUAAUUAUCAGAGAAAUGCAAAUCAAAACUGCAAUGAGGUAUCACCUCACACCGGUCAGAAUGGCCAUCAUUCUAAAGUCCACAAAUGACAAAUGCUCGAGAGGCUGUGGAGAACGGGAACCCUCCUGCACUGCUGGUGGGAGUGCAGUUUGGUGCAGCCACUGUGGAAAACAGUAUGGAGAUUCCUCAAAAGACUAGGAAUAGACUUACCUUAUGACCCAGGAAUCCCGCUCUAGGGCAUAUAUCCAGAAGGAACCCUACUUCAGGAUGACACCUGCACCCCAAUGUUCAUAGCAGCACUAUUUACAAUAGCCAAGACAUGGAGACAGCCUAAAUGUCCAUCAACAGAUGACUGGAUAAAGAAGAUGUGGUAUAUUUAUACCAUGGAUUACUAUUCAGCCAUAAAAACUGACAACAUAACGCCAUUUGCAGCAACAUGGAUGUUGCUGGAGAAUGUCAUUCUAAGUGAAGUAAGCCAGAAAGAGAAAGAAAAAUACCAUAUGAGAUCGCUCAUAUGUGGAAUCUAAAAAAAAAAAAAAAACAUAAAUACAAAACAGAAACAGACUCAUAGACAUAGAAUACAAACUUGUGGUUGCCAAGGGGGUGGAGGAUGGGAAGGGACAGACUGGGAUUUCAAAACAUAGAAUAGAUAAAUAAGAUUAUACUGUAUAGCACAGGGAAAUAUAUACAAGAUCUUAUGGUAGCUCACAGAGAAAAAAAUGUGACAAUGAAUAUAUAUAUAUGUUCAUGUAUAACUGAAAAAUUGUGCUCUACACUGGAAUUUGACACAACAUUGUAAAAUGACUAUAACUCAACAACAAAAAAAAAAAUGUUAAAAAAAAAAAAAGUAAAGGAAUUCUGACCACACGCCACAGCAUGGAUGGACCUUGAAGACACAAUGCUCAGUGAAAUAAGCCAGACACAGAAGGACAAAUGCUGUCUGAUCCCACUCACAGGAGAAUGGAGAGGAGUCAAAUCCACAGAGACAGGAAGUAGACGGUGGGGCCAGGGGCUGGGGAGGGGAUGGGGAGUGAGUGUUUAAUGGGACGGAGUUUCAGUUUGAGAAGAUGAGAAAGUGCCAUUGAACCGUGCACUUAAAAAUGAUUAUGAUGGCAAAUUUUAUGUUAUAUACAUGUUACUUCAAUGUAAAAAAAAAGUUAAAAAAAAAAAAAAGGCUCAGGGCAGUUGGAGGUGGGGUGCCCAGCAGGUGUUGUGGAGAUGAAGUGUGCAGGGCAGAGUUGGCAGCAGGGGGGCUGGCAGUCCAGUUGGGGGAUUCAAGGGGCAGGCAGAGUCUGGGGCUGGGAUGUGGGGUCACUGGGAGCCAUGAGCGACUACGGAGCAGGGGAGGAGCCGGGGAAGGAAACUUGUAAGGAAGCAGAGCCAGGUCCACGCACACGGGACGCAGGCGUCCGCUGAGUCACAAAUCCCGGAAGUUCAGGGUCAUGGAGAGGAAACUCUGCUGGUCCACGCAAGGCCUUCCUGUUUUUUGGCCCUGAAUCCUCCAGGGCCAAAGUUCCCACCUCAAGUCCACCUCCCCUGGUUCGGAAUCCCUGAGCCUCAAGGCCAGCGCAGGGCUUGGAGAUGUCCCUGCUGCUCAAACAGGGAAACUGAGGCAUGGGGUUUGCCCAGGACUUUCCAGAAGGACGAGGCUGCGGGUUUCUUACUGGGGCCUCUGGACUGCACCCGUUCUGGAAGGGGCGUGGAGGGCUGGGUUCCAGAGGGUGUCACCUCCCGUCGCCCUGACCUCGCCAUGUGGACCCCGCGAGCGCCCCCUCCCCAACCGGCCCUACUGCUCCUGCUGCUGCUACUGGGAGGCGCCCGCGGCCUAUUCCCCGAGGAGCCGCCGCCGCUCAGUGUGGCCCCCAGGGACUACCUGAACCACUAUCCCGUAUUCGUGGGCCUCGGGCCGGGACACCUGACCCUCUCAGAGGGCGCUGACGACCUCAACAUCCAGCGGGUUCUGCGGGUCAACAGAACGCUGUUCAUCGGGGACAGGGACAACCUGUAUCGAGUGGAGCUGGAGCCCCCCACAUCCACGGAGCUGCGGUACCAGAGGAAGCUGACCUGGCGCUCCAACCCCAGCGACAUCAACGUGUGUCGGAUGAAGGGUAAACAGGAGGGCGAAUGUCGAAAUUUUGUAAAGGUGCUUCUGCUUCGGGACGAAUCCACCCUCUUCGUGUGUGGUUCCAAUGCUUUCAACCCCGUGUGUGCCAACUACAGCAUGGACACACUACAGCCCAUUGGGGACAACAUCAGCGGCAUGGCCCGCUGCCCCUACGACCCCAAACACGCCAAUGUCGCCCUCUUCUCUGAAGGGAUGCUGUUUACAGCCACCGUUACCGACUUCCUGGCCAUCGAUGCAGUCAUCUACCGCAGCCUCGGGGACCGGCCCACUCUGCGCACCGUGAAACACGACUCCAAGUGGUUCAAAGAGCCUUACUUCGUCCAUGCGGUGGAGUGGGGCAGCCACAUCUACUUCUUCUUCCGGGAGAUCGCGAUGGAGUUUAAUUACCUGGAGAAGGUGGUGGUGUCCCGCGUGGCCCGGGUGUGCAAGAACGACGUGGGUGGCUCCCCUCGCGUGCUGGAGAAGCAGUGGACGUCCUUCCUGAAGGCGCGGCUCAACUGCUCUGUGCCGGGGGACUCCCACUUCUACUUCAACGUGCUGCGGGCCGUCACCGCCGUGGUCAGCCUCGGGGGCCGGCCCGUGGUCCUUGCUGUCUUCUCCACACCCAGCAACAGCAUCCCUGGCUCGGCAGUCUGUGCCUUUGACAUGGCACAGGUGGCUGCCGUGUUUGAAGGCCGCUUCCGUGAGCAGAAGUCCCCUGAGUCCAUCUGGACACCCGUGCCGGAGGAUCAGGUGCCACGGCCCCGGCCCGGGUGCUGUGCGGCUCCUGGCAUGCAGUACAAUGCGUCCAGCGCUUUCCCCGACGAGAUCCUCAACUUUGUCAAGACGCACCCCCUGAUGGACGAGGCAGUGCCCUCGCUGGGCCAUGCUCCCUGGAUUGUUCGGACUCUGAUGCGGCACCAGCUGACACGAGUGGCUGUGGACGUUGGCGCUGGCCCCUGGGGCAACCAGACUGUCGUCUUCCUGGGCUCCGAGGCGGGCACUGUCCUCAAGUUCCUUGUCUGGCCCAACGCCAGCGCCUCGGGCACUGCCGGGCCCAGUGUCUUCCUGGAGGAGUUUGAGACCUACAGGCCGGACAGGUGUGGAUGGUCUGGCAGUGCUGAGACGGGGCAGCGGCUGCUGAGCCUGGAGCUGGAUUCAGCCUCGGGUGGCCUGCUGGCGGCCUUCCCCCGCUGUGUGGUCCGAGUGCCUGUGGCGCGCUGCCAGCAGUACUCAGGAUGCAUGAAGAACUGUAUUGGCAGUCAGGACCCCUACUGCGGGUGGACCCCCGAUGGUUCCUGCAUCUUCCUCAGCCCCGGCACCAGAGCCACCUUUGAGCAGGACGUGUCUGGGGCCAGCACCUCAGGCUUAGGGGACUGCACAGGACUCUUGCGGGCCAGCCUCUCGGAGGAGCGCGCGGGGCUGGUGUCAGUGAACCUGCUGGUGACGUCGUCGGUGGCGGCCUUCGUGGUGGGCGCCGUGGUGUCCGGCUUCAGCGUGGGCUGGUACCUGGGCCUCCGCGAGAGGCGCGAGCUGGCCCGCCGCAAGGACAAGGAGGCCAUCCUGGCGCACGGGGGCGGCGAGGCCGUGCUGAGCGUCAGCCGCCUGGGCGAGCGCCGAGCGGGCGGGCCCGGGGGCCGGGGCGCAGGCGGCGGCGGCGGCACGGGGGGCCCUCCCGAGGCCCUGCUGGCGCCCCUGAUGCAGAACGGGUGGGCCAAGGCCACGCUGCUGCAGGGCGGCCCGCACGACCUGGACUCCGGGCUGCUGCCCACGCCAGAGCAGACGCCGCUGCCGCAGAAGCGCCUGCCCGCCCCGGCCCCGCACGCGCUGGGCCCCCGCGCCUGGGAGCACGGCCACGCGCUGCUCUCGGCCUCCGCCUCGUCCUCGCUGCUGCUGCUGGCGCCCGCCCGCGCCCCCGAGCCGCCCCCCGCGCCCGGCGAGCCGGCCCCCGACGGCCGCCUCUUCACCGCGCGGCCCGGCCGCGCCUCGCACAGCGACUUCCCGCUCACCCCCCACGCCAGCCCGAACCGCCGGCGGGUGGUGUCGGCGCCCACGGGCCCCUCGGACCCGAGCUCCGCCGCCGACGGCCUCCCUCGGCCCUGGAGCCCGCCGCCCACGGGCAGCCUCCGGAGGCCGGCCGCGCACGGCCCGCCCGCCGCCGCGCUGCGCCGCACGCACACGAUCAACAGCGGCGAGGCCCGGCCCCGCGGCCGCCACGCCCGGCCCGGCACGGACUUGGCCCACCUCCUCGCGUACGGGGGCCCGGACAGGACUGCGCCCCCCGUGCCCUAGGCCGGGGCCCCCGCGCCUCGGCGGUGCCAGCCACGGGAACCAGGAGCGAGGGCCCGGGCCAGCUCCGAGUGGGUGCUCAGCUCCCCCUGACCCCGUCCAGCCCGGCCGCGUCGGGGCCCCCCUCCGCCGCACGGAAGCACAACGGGCUCGCCCCCCACCCCCUUGCCCGGCCCCCCCGGGGCCGCAGGACACUGAGGCGGACCGGGGUGGGCGGGCGGGAGGAAUGUGCUGUGGAUUUGAGGUUGACCUUCUGCGCGUGGGUUUUUUUGGUUUGUUUUCCAAUUUGCGUUUCUUUUGCAGUUUUCUAACCAGUUGCACAACUCCGUUCUCGGGGUGGCGGCCGGGGGCUUGGAGGCGGUGGGAAGAGGGGGCACGGCCGCAGACCCAAGCUCCCCGUCCCACCCAAAGGCCCUCCUCGCCCUGGGUCCCCGGCGUGUGUGUGUGUGUGUGUGUGUGUGUGUGUGUGUGUGUGUGUGUCUGUGUG